AUGCAGAAACGUUUUCGCCCCGCAGAUGCUUCCCUUUUGGCACUGCUUAUGCUGCUGGGUGAAGCCCGGCCCUCUUUGAUACCUAAAGACGAAUGUGGAACAAGGCCUCAUAUGGCUAAGAUACCUGCAGGGAUGCGGAUUGUAGGUGGACAUAAUGCUGAACUUGGGGCAUGGCCAUGGCAAAUUAGUCUUCAGAUUUAUGAAAUUGGUCUAGGCUUCUUCCAUAUAUGUGGUGGAUCUUUAAUUAAUAACAACUCAGUGGUGACAGCAGCACACUGCGUGAAAAGAAAGAACCCAGCCUUCUGGAGGGUUGUGCUUGGCUUGCAUCAUCUUCAUAAAAGCACCUAUCUUACUGUAACGCGCCGGGUCAGAGCUAUCACGGUACAUGCUAAUUAUUCUUCGGAAACCUAUGACAAUGAUGUUGCUUUGUUUACGCUAGUAAGAUCUAUCAAAUACAAUGACUAUAUUCAGCCCAUCUGCCUACCGGACACUAAUUUUUCCGUUGAAGAUGAGUACCCAUGUUACAUAACAGGAUGGGGAAAAGCAAAGGAGAAAGGUACAGGCAAAUUUAUAUUACAAGAAGCUCAAGUAAAAAUUAUUCCACAAGACGUGUGUAAUGACAUUGACUGGUAUGGAGGACAACUAACGAAGAAUAUGGUUUGUGCCGGCUCAGCAAGUGGACAUGUCGAUAGCUGUCAGGGAGACAGCGGUGGACCCUUGAUGUGCUAUUUCCCAAAUAUUGCCAGGUUUUAUCUCAUAGGAAUCACUAGCUUUGGAUAUGGCUGUGGCCGACCAAGAAAUCCAGGAAUCUAUGUUCGUUCAGCUAAUUACAGAAGUUGGAUAGAUGCACAUCUUCUUGCUAAAACUACCACUGUGGAGUUUCAAUUUUUCCUGAUCCUUUUGACUGUGGGUGUGCUGGGUCUGGGCGCUCUGCACCGACGGACAGUGUCGAAGGAGCCCAACCUGGACAGGUUCCCUCAUUCAUUAAACACCAGCACACCUCCCUGCAGCACGAAACGCAGUGCUGUGCAUGAAUGUGGAACAAGGCCUGCUAUGGAUGAGGUACGAACAGGCAUGCGGAUUGUAGGUGGACAUGAUGCUGGGCUCGGUGCAUGGCCGUGGCAAGUUAGUCUUCAAAUUUACCGCGUUGAAUUAGGUGGAUUUCGCCAUGAAUGUGGUGGAUCUUUAAUUGCUGACAACUCAGUGCUGACAGCAGCACACUGCAUUAAAAAAUGGGUGAACCCAGAGUAUUGGAGAGUUUUAAUUGGCUUGCAUCAGCUUGAUAAACAGAACAUUCAUACUAUAAAUCGCCGGGUGCGAAAUAUCGUGAUCCAUUCUGAUUUCAAGUGGGGCAGCUAUGAAAAUGACAUUGCCUUGUUUAUACUACUGAAGUUUGUCAAGUACAAUGAAUACAUUCAGCCCAUCUGCUUACCUGCCAUUUCUUAUCUACUGACUGAUGAUAACUCAUGUUACAUAAGUGGAUGGGGAAAGAAAGAGCUGAAAGGUAAAUUUCAAAAUAUAUUACAAGAAGCGAAAGUAAACAUCAUUCCAUUAUAUAUCUGUAAUGGACGUGACUGGUAUAAAGGGAGAAUAUCAAGUCAUAUGAUUUGUGCUGGCUCUGAAAGUGGUCAUGUAGAUAGCUGCGAGGGUGACAGCGGUGGUCCUCUCAUGUGUUACUUCCAAAAUACCUCCCAAUAUUAUCUGGUAGGAAUCGCCAGCUCUGGUGCUGGCUGUGGCCUACCAAAGUAUCCAGGAAUCUACCUUCGUACAGAUAAUUACAGAGAUUGGAUAUAUUCACAUCUACAUGCUACAACCACCACUUUGAGCCUUUGCCGUGUCCUUAUAUUUUUGACUGUAGAGUGCAUAAUCUUUCACCCUCUUCUAUAG
Molecule: messenger RNA, 1887 nt
Organism: Elgaria multicarinata webbii
Lineage: Eukaryota; Metazoa; Chordata; Lepidosauria; Squamata; Anguidae
Product: transmembrane protease serine 9-like
Exons: 11
Coding region: 1-1887 (628 amino acids)
Biological process (GO): proteolysis
Molecular function (GO): serine-type endopeptidase activity
Source: RefSeq, a predicted model, not a curated record